This is a messenger RNA of Striga asiatica, 2911 nucleotides long. Lineage: Eukaryota; Viridiplantae; Streptophyta; Magnoliopsida; Lamiales; Orobanchaceae. The record is from the annotation of a GenBank genome assembly.
AAAAAUCCAACACCGCCACUCACUCACGCCUUAUUUAUUUUAUCACACAUUCACACAUUCACAUCACACCACCAUUACCAGCACUUCACCAGCUGAACAGACCUCCAACAUCAAUAAUGCGAAGCCAAUAAAAGAAACUAUUAUAAAUAUAUGCUAUUGAGUUAGCGUGUCGUCCAUAGAUAAUAUUUCCAUAAAUCCUCUAAACUGUUCUAUUAUUGUUUAUUUCAGUUAAGCUAAGAGCAUUCCCCUGAAAAGGAUUUUUGGCUUUUGUUCUUUCUUUCAAGACAAAGGAAGGCGACUCCCCAAAGCGAGGCCAAAUCUAGUGCUUUAAGAUUAAAANACUUGUUAAUUUUUCUUCCUAUUUAUAUCUGAAAAAAAAAGGCUAAGAGUGGACAAUCAGUACCUUCUUUUGGGUGGAAAAUGAGAAGAGGUGGAACGGCAAUGGCGAUGGGUUUUGGGUUGUUUCUGGUGUUGGCCGUGACGACGCCGUUUUGCAGUGGCGCCAACGUGACGUCCGACCGUCGGGCGCUGUUGAUCGACGGCAAGAGGCGGGUUUUGAUUUCCGGGUCGAUCCAUUACCCUCGCAGCACUCCCGAUAUGUGGCCAGACUUGAUACAGAAAUCAAAGGACGGAGGAUUGGAUGUGAUAGAAACUUAUGUUUUUUGGAACUUGCAUGAACCAGUUCGAGGCCAGUACGAUUUUGGAGAUAACAAAGAUUUGGUGAAAUUCGUGAAAUUGGUUAAAGAUGCUGGUCUCUAUGUUCAUCUUCGGAUUGGUCCUUAUGCCUGCGCUGAAUGGAAUUAUGGUGGAUUUCCUCUGUGGCUGCAUUUUAUACCAGGAAUUGUGUUUCGAACUGAUAACGAGCCCUUCAAGGCUGAAAUGAAGAAAUUUACAGCCAAGAUAGUCGACAUGAUGAAGCAAGAAAACUUAUAUGCAUCCCAAGGUGGACCCAUAAUUUUAUCACAGAUAGAAAACGAGUAUGGUAAUGUGGAAGGUUCGUAUGGUGAUGCUGGGAAAGCAUACGUAAAAUGGGCAGCAGCCAUGGCCACCUCAUUAAACACGGGGGUGCCAUGGGUUAUGUGCCAGCAAAAAGAUGCCCCUUAUCCUAUUCUCGAAACAUGCAACGGGUUUUAUUGUGACCAAUACACUCCACAAUCUAAGAGCACGCCGAAAUUUUGGACAGAGAACUGGACUGGCUGGUUCUCUUCAUUUGGUGAUGCUGUGCCAUACAGACCGGUGCAAGAUCUUGCUUUUGCUGUCGCACGGUUUUACCAGCUCGCUGGAACUUUCCAGAACUAUUACAUGUACCACGGUGGAACUAACUUUGGCCGCACUUCUGGUGGCCCUUUUAUUUCCACAUCCUAUGAUUAUGAUGCUCCAAUUGAUGAGUAUGGUAUUUUUAUUGCAUUGAAGUCAUCAAUCGUUCUUGAACGAGCGACGGUAUAUAAAACUGAUUCGGGAAAAUGUGCUGCAUUUCUUGCAAAUUGGGGCACAGGAUCUGAUGCAACCGUAAAUUUCAACGGGAAUUCCUAUAACUUGCCGGCUUGGUCUGUCAGCAUCUUACCUGACUGCAAGAAUGUCGUACUCAACACUGCAAAAAUUAACUCAGUUUCCACCGCUGCAAAUUUUGUUCGUCAACCUUUAAAAGACAAAACUGCAGCUACUGAUGAUGGGUCCUUCUCGGGUUGGAGUUGGAUCAAUGAACCUGUAGGCAUAUCCAGUUAUAAGGCAUUCUCAAGAGCUGGAUUGUUGGAACAAAUAAAUACCACAGCUGAUCAAAGUGACUAUCUGUGGUACUCUCUAAGCUUUGAAGCGAAAACAGAUGGGUCCCAAACAGUCCAUGUGGAGUCUCUAGGCCAUGUUCUGUAUGCUUUUAUCAAUGGGAAACUUGCAGGGAGUGGGAAAGGAGGAAGCAACAACCAAAAAGUCUCAAUAGAUGUUCCGGCAACUUUAAAACAGGGAAAAAACAAGAUCGAUCUCUUGAGUGUGACAGUAGGAUUGCAGAACUAUGGAGCAUUUUAUGAUAGAAAGGGUGCAGGAGUCAGUGGUGUGCAGUUGAGAGGCUCGCAAAAUGGAUCAAGUAUUGAUCUAUCUUCCCAGCAGUGGACAUACCAGGUUGGUUUAAAAGGAGAGCACUUGGGACUGUCUACAGGAAGUUCCUCCCUUUGGGCACCACAGCCUACUCUGCCUAAGAAUCAACCAUUAGUAUGGUACAUGACAACUAUUGAUGCACCCUUUGGUAACGGCCCAGUCGCUUUAGACCUGACGGGAAUGGGGAAAGGUCAGGCAUGGAUAAACGGUCAAAGCAUCGGGCGUUAUUGGCCCACCUAUAUUUCCCCAAAUAGUGGAUGUACUGACCCGUGCAAUUACAAGGGAGUUUUUAAAUCAAACAAAUGUCUCAAGAAUUGCGGAAAACCAUCUCAGCAGCUCUAUCAUGUUCCUCGUUCGUGGCUUAAGCCAACUGGCAACAUCCUAGUGUUGUUUGAGGAAGUUGGCGGGGAUCCCACAAAGCUGUCUUUUGCCACUCGAGAGACUCAAACAGUCUGCUCACAUGUUUCGGAAUCUCAUCCGAUUCCGGUUGAUAUUUGGACAUCUUCGGAUGAUGAGACGAGGAAGACACUUGGACCAACUAUGGCCCUCGGAUGUCCUUCUCCAGAUCAAGUGAUAUCCAGAAUCAAAUUUGCCAGCUAUGGAACUCCAAGUGGCAAAUGCGGGAGUUUUAGCCAUGGUCAAUGCAGUAGCCAGAAUGCCCGUUCAAUUGUCGAGCAGGCUUGCAUAGGUUCAAGAAGCUGCAAUAUUGGAGUUUCAGUGGAUACUUUUGGUGAACCUUGUGCAGGGGUUGCAAAAAGCUUAGCUGUUGAAGCUUAUUGUUCGGACAAAAAUUUGUCGGGCAAAUUAUUAUAGAAAUAUU